CCAAGUUGAGAUUGCACAACCUGGGCAAUACCGAAGAAAACGACCUCAAGUUGAAUGUAUGCAAGGAUCAAAAAGGGUUGUGGACAAUGCACACCGCCAUCCACCGAGAUCGUUUGUAUGACAUCAUGCCCCACCCCCGGUUUCGACCCCGCAGAGGAUCCUCGACGUCGCCAAGGUCGCAACCCUAAUUGCAAUCACCAUGUCUGAUCCCAAAUCCUCAGACUACAUGAACGGCUCCUGUUUCUGCGGCCUUAUUAAAUGGAAGGCCGACGUCUCGAAGAUCACACUCUCCGCCUACUGCCACUGCACAUUCUGUCAACGAACCACCGGCGGCCCUUACGUUCACACCACGCACCAUCCCUCCUCCUCCAUCUCCUUCACCGGUCUUGAGCACGCUCAAUCAUCCGAAUGGAAGCCUAGAAAACACAAGAAGCGCUGUGGGGAGUGCGGUGCGCCGUUUGCUUCUUACUCAAUGGAUCGGGAAAACUGGAGUGUGUGGAGUAGUGGGUGGCAACGGGAUCACGAUGGGAUGAUCAUUGGUUGGGAACGGAUCCGGCCUACAUGUCAUCAGUUUGCGGGGACGAUGCAGAUGAGUGUGAAGGAGUUGGGAGAAUUACCGGUUUAUGAGGGGUAUGAGGGGAAGAGUAAGCGGUUGGACCAGAAUUGACAAGUAGUUGUAUGAAGAGGAUAUGUGAUAAAACUAACAAU
Messenger RNA from Saitoella complicata NRRL Y-17804, 708 nucleotides. RefSeq lists its product as uncharacterized. Gene Ontology annotation, molecular function: carbon-sulfur lyase activity. The record is from RefSeq and is a predicted model, not a curated record. The coding region runs from base 200 to 667 and encodes 155 amino acids. The transcript has a single exon. Lineage: Eukaryota; Fungi; Ascomycota; Saitoellomycetes; Saitoellales; Saitoellaceae.